AUGGCGCGGGUCGCAACACUAAUCAGAAGUCAAGACCAGCCGACCAUAGACAGUCUCCUCGAGGGUUUGGUCACUUCUGGCCUACUCGAGGGCAACCAUGUGCAACAGUCGUUCAAUGCGCACCGGCAGAUUGUCUUCUUUGCCGUGGGCUCGAUCACAUCAUUAUUCACGCCUGAAAUGCCCGACCAGGGGACGCAGGAUCUCUGCUUCAGGAUCAGAGCGGAGCGCACAAAGAUCUUCACUUCCAUGUCUCUACCUAUCCAGAUAGCGGAAAGACCGCUAAGCGAGCUGAUCCAAGCAAUGGGUACGAGCCUCACACCCACCAAGCGUUCGAGGCAGGCAGUUCACGACUCAUUGGACCUGUCGGUGGCGCACCUUGCGCAGUGUUUCUCGGUUUCUCAUCUCAACGGCAAUGUGCUCCGAAGUGUUGGCGGUAUCUCGGUUGAAUGGGUUGACUCAAUCAGUGCACACCUUGACUUUGAUGUGGUCCACAAGCGAUUGUUCUUGUUUCGAUCGCCCUCAUUCUGUGAAGUCAGUUGUUCACAAGAUUCAGCCGUGGCCAGAGUUCUCGAGUCACUUUACGACGAGUGGACACGGCCUCACGGCUUUUCAGCCCCGGCCUUUUUGCGUGAGAUCAUGCUCUCGACGAGGUUAAUAUUCGGGGACAGCAAAGGGGGGCGCUGCAUGUAUCAAAGACACGAGAAAACUCGAGCCGAGCAAUGGGGAGUUCGAGAUCAUCUCUUGGACCAGCUUUGUGGGUUGGCCCGAGCGAACGUUGGUUCGACACAGCCAAUACCGGAUCCCAUGACGGAAUCAUACGAGAAGGACGAAUUCUUCCCCCUCUUGACACCAAGACUUGAGGCUCUGCAGAAGUAUAUGAUUCGACAGCAUCCCAACCGAUGGAAAGCGUUGUGGGCGGACAAACGGGACCUUACCAGGUGGUACACCCUGUGGGCUGUGGCCAUCUUUGGCAGUAUCGGCGUGUUAUUGUCAGUCAUCCAGUGUGCUCUCUCAGCGGUCCAGAUCGCUGUGGCUUAUCGGACCCUGGCCCUCUCCGCUGUCUAG
This is a messenger RNA of Cladophialophora carrionii CBS 160.54, 1065 nucleotides long. RefSeq lists its product as uncharacterized. NCBI's taxonomy places the organism in Eukaryota, Fungi, Ascomycota, Eurotiomycetes, Chaetothyriales, Herpotrichiellaceae. The coding region runs from base 1 to 1065 and encodes 354 amino acids. The transcript is spliced from 2 exons. The record is from RefSeq and is a predicted model, not a curated record.